Messenger RNA from Nannospalax galili (Upper Galilee mountains blind mole rat), 1177 nucleotides. RefSeq names its product NADPH oxidase organizer 1 (gene Noxo1). NCBI's taxonomy places the organism in Eukaryota, Metazoa, Chordata, Mammalia, Rodentia, Spalacidae. Gene Ontology annotation, biological process: superoxide anion generation. The record is from RefSeq and is a predicted model, not a curated record. The coding region runs from base 20 to 1060 and encodes 346 amino acids. Gene Ontology annotation, molecular function: phosphatidylinositol binding; protein binding; superoxide-generating NADPH oxidase activator activity. The transcript has 8 exons.
GGUUGAGGAGGCUAUAGCCAUGGCAGGUCAGCGACACCCAGUAUCAGUGCAUGCUGUAGCCCUGGUACAAACGGAGCGACUCCAGACAUUCACCUUCUCUGUGUGCUGGUCAGACAACAGUGACACCUUUGUGCGCAGGAGCUGGAAUGACUUUAGGCAGCUUCAGAAGAUCCUUAAGGAGACCUUCCCUGUAGAGGCUGGCCUGCUGAGGAAAUCAGACCGAGUACUCCCCAAGCUUCCUGAUGCUCCACUGUUGGCACGUGGGGGUCGCACUGGCCGUGGCCUGGUGCGCUUGCAGCUGCUGGACACCUAUGUACAAGCACUCCUAGCAGCGUCAGAGCAUGUGUUGCAGAGCACAGCACUUACUGACUUCUUUGCAUCCAAACCUCUGGACCUGGAGCCCAGGCUGCCUCGAGGCAGCCUGGUGAUUCUGCCCACACCAGAGGAGCCUUUAUCCCAACCUGCCAGCAGCCUUGCCAUUCACAGCUUGGAGGCUCAGAGCAUGCGCUGUUUACAGCCCUUCCACACCCAAGACACAGUAAAUAGGCCAUUCCAUACACAGGCCCAAGAAAGUCUGGAUGUGCUACUACGACACCCUUCAGGCUGGUGGCUGGUGGAGAACAAGGACCAGCAGACAGCCUGGUUUCCAGCUCCCUACCUGGAAGAGGUGACCUCAGACCAGGAGUCGGGUCAGGCUUUGCAGGGCAGUGGGACCCAGUUCUGUGCUACCCAGGCCUAUGAGGGCAGCCGCAUGGAUGAGCUAUCAGUUCCUGCAGGAGCAUGUGUGCAUGUGUUGGAAACCUCAGAUCGUGGCUGGUGGCUCUGCAGGUAUCGUGGGCAGUCAGGCCUGCUACCUGCAGUGCUGCUACAGCCUGAAGGGCUGGGCUCCCUCCUGAGCAGGCCAGGAAUCCUAGAUGGUGGGAAGGACAGGGUGGCUAAAACCAGGAAUAUUCCCCCUGUAGUACCAACCCGCCCCCAUAUGAGUGUCAUCCAGAGCCGCUGCUGCAGCAUCACCCGCCAGGCACUGAGGCAGGACCCAGGGACCUACAGCUCCCCUUGAGGGUAUGUGUGUGUAGCUCUGUAGGGAGACUGCACUAUUCACCUGAACCAUCAUAGGCAGAGCUGCCAAAGGAGAAUGAGGAUGGGGUUCUCAGGCUGGCAGGUGGCAACUCCCCAU